Molecule: messenger RNA, 2637 nt
Organism: Daphnia pulex (common water flea)
Lineage: Eukaryota; Metazoa; Arthropoda; Branchiopoda; Diplostraca; Daphniidae
Product: importin subunit alpha-1-like
Exons: 8
Coding region: 283-2367 (694 amino acids)
Biological process (GO): NLS-bearing protein import into nucleus
Cellular component (GO): nucleus
Molecular function (GO): nuclear import signal receptor activity; protein binding
Source: RefSeq, a predicted model, not a curated record
AGAUCACCUAGACAGGCGUCAAAAUUUACAUCACCGACGCCACCUAGCACCUACAUCCAAGUCUUCAUUGAUCUCACACUAGAUGACGUCUUUGUAAUUUCAUCUGAAUAUUUUUAUUUGGCAACAUCAACAUCAGUAAAUGUAAAAAUGGCGUAUUUAAAAAACUUUUCAGUUUUCAUGUUUUCAGUCUCAGCAGCAUUGUCUCAGUCGUUGGUUUAACUGUUCCCAUGUGUUUGUCACUUCCGUGAUUCAAGAGAAUUGGACAAAACAUCAACUAUCAAAAUGACAACUGAAGCAAAUCCCACCCUGUUGAAGGACAUCAAUCAUAAUUGCAGAGGAUAUGAGAUGAAUGUUAAUUUGCAGGAAGUCAAGAAGGAAGAUCACAUGCUGUAUAAUAGAUACAACCAAUACAUCCUUGAAGUCUACGAUGAGGACCUCAGCCCUCUUGAAGUACUAAAAUGCAUGGCUGCAGCGAAGAGCAUUGAGGACAUAGUUAAUGGUAUCAACAGUGGUGAUGUAAACAAGGAGAUUACAGCAACCAAUGCUAUACGUAAAUUCCUAUCUGAGGAACACAAUCCAGCACUCAUUCGUAUCCUCAUCAAUGCUAAUGUUGUUCCCAAGCUAGUAGAAUUCCUUAGUCGUGUCAAAAACGCUGAACUUCAGUUAGAGUCAGCCAGGACUCUCACCACCAUUGUGCUAUGCAGAUCUUUUCAGGUCCAAGCUGUGGUCAGUGCUGGGGCUAUUGCUGGUUUCAUGUCAAUGUUGAGUUCACCUCAUCCAGUUACGGCCGAGCAAGCUGUCCGGGCGCUCGGCAUUAUUGCGAAAGACGGACCAAAGUUAAGAGAUUACUUAAUCGAGCAAGGAUUUAUAAAGGCGAUGCUCAGUUUGGUCAAAUCUAACUCUUCAGCUACAUUAUUGCGUAGCGUCACUUCGACUUUGUCCAACUUGUGUCGCUAUUUGGGUGGGAGUGUCCUUGCCGUCCGACAGCUUCUUCCUGCCCUGUACCACCUAAUCCACGCAAAUGACGAGGAGAUUCUCGCCACCGCUUGCAUGGCUCUCUCUCAUCUCACUGAUGGCCCGAAAGAAAUAAAGAAAGAAGUUAUCAACGCCGGAGUCGUCCCUCGGCUCGUUGAGCUAUUCUAUCACAAAGAAGAGACCGUAAUUUACCCCACGCUGAUGGUAAUCGGCUACAUUGCUUAUUCAGGCGAAGACAUAUCUGAUGAGAUCGAAGCUUUUGUCAGCGCUGGGGCUGUUGCUGGGAUGAUUCAUUUGUUAGAUUCACCUCAUCCAGUUGUAGUGGAACAUGCUGCCUGGGUUCUGGGUAACUUUGCCAAUCAGGGAGCAGAGAUAAGAGAUUUUUUAAUUGAGGAAGGCAUUAUUAAGCCAUUGGUAUCCUUGAUUAAUAAACCCGACACUCCAGUUAAAUUGUUGCAAGAAGUCACUGUGACCUUGACCAACUUGUGUGGUGGAUACGAGGACAGUCCACUCAGUGUCCCGGCAGUCCGACAGCUUAUUCCCGCCCUGGCCCACCUUCUCAACUCCAACGACAGCGAUAUUCUCGUCUGCGCUUCCAUGGCUCUAUCUAAUCUCUCUGCUGAUGGUCACGACGAACGAAUCCAAGAUGUUGUCGACACUGGAGUCGUUCCUCGGCUCAUUUCUUUGUUGGACAAAAAUAGAUUAAACGAUGAUUUUGUAAUCUCCAUGGCUCUGUCGAUAAUCGCCAACAUCGUCACAGCCAAUGAUAGUCAAACCGAUUCCGUCCUGGCUGCUGGUGCCUGCCCGGCGCUGGCCAAGUUACUUGCUCAUUCCGAUUUGGAAAUCGUCAAACGGGCUGCCCGGACCGUGGCGAAGAUUGCUGCAGGCAACGCCACCCAGAUUCAAGCUCUCAUUACCAACAACGUUAUUCGUCCGUUAGUGGACGUGCUGGGCAAUGGCGACUUCAAAUGCCAAAAGGCAGCAGCUUUGGCCAUUACCAACAUCACUAUGGGUGGCAAUGUCGAGCAGAUCGCUUUGUUGUGUCAGUUUGGUGCCGUUGCUCCGCUGUGCACUUUGCUGGAGACCAAGAAACCCAAGACUAUCGUGGUCGUAUUGGAUUGCUUAGCUAAUAUUUUGGCGGCUGCCAAGAAAAUGGGCGAGCUGGAGAAAGUUUCUCUUGACGUAAGAGUGUGUGGUGGCUUGGAUUUAAUCGAAGUUUUGGUUAUCCACAACAAUGUUGAUAUUUCUCUCAAGUCGCUGGCUGUUCUGAAGCAGUAUUUCUCCACUGACAGGGAUGAAGAUUCUGAGUUGGCGCCAUCGAUAUCGCAGAGUGGCAAUUACGAAUUCAACACCCAGCCAUUUCAAACCCCUGAAGGAGGUUUCUCAUUCUAAAUUUUGUAAAUCUAAAAUUCUUUUUUCUGCAUAUACAACGGUCAAUAUAUUCUUCACUUCUUCCCCAUCCUAACCAUGAGUUUCGGCCUUUUCUUUAAAGUUUUUUUUUUCUAAUUUUUUGAAAUUCAAAGUUGCCAUGCACGUCUCUUUCCUCUUUCUCUACAGAACAACUCGAUCACAGCUGUGCAUUUGAUUCGUUUGAUUUUGUCGUGCUAGUUUUUUUUUUGUAGAUAAUAUACUGCCGAAAUAAAAACAAAUGCUUUUCAUAAA